CCAGAGGGCUUUAAAAAACCUUCAAGCUCCGAAAUGGAUAGGAUCUCCGCUUCAGAAAGACUCCAUCCAACGUCAGAAAAAAGGCACUCCGGCUACAGCAUCCUAGUUGUCCCGCCAUGCUUCCAUCCCGUUGGUAACAUCACUUCGUCUUCGUCAGAGAAACAUUCGACUCUUUUCCCUAUCCACCCUGGUGGGAUAAUCAUUCCCUUACAGUCCACACUUAAAAAUCAGAUCAGUGAAGUCGCUCGUUAUUUUACCCUUCCCUCAACGGUGGGUUUGUCUUUGCAUGCCAACGUAUCAAUUCAUGGAUCAUUGCAGAGCACACGGCCGGCGGGGCAAAGCGGGAGUGACUGUCCCCUUCCGUUGAUUUCAGCGGCUUCGUGGAAUUCGCUCUUUUUUGGCUACCUGGGGCACGACGACAUUCCCAAGCCUCAACAAACGACGUGGAUGGGCCCUUCUCGUCCUUCUGGCAUAGGAGUUUUGGUGCGACUUGAGUUUCGAAUUGAUUAUCACACCGCGAGCUGGUAUGAGGCAUGGUUGAUGGCCACACUUUGUCGGAAGGUUCAGGCGCCCAGGGACUUGGACGAAAGUGUGGAGGAAAUCCGCAGGCAAUCAAGCAUGGCUGCUUCAUCUUCCUCAAGCGAAUCCUCCCAAUCUACAGCUCCCACUUCCUUAAACCCUUCACCGGUGCAAUUCGGAUUGAUGAAAAUCACCGGCACGCUCGAUGCAAUAACGCCAUCCUCAACUCCACGUGAUGGAUCCACAAGAGCCAUCCGAAGCCGAAGCAUUCAUCUAUUGUCACAAGCUAGGCAAUACAGGAGGAAUCAUCCAACCGAGCCUCAGUGGGUGAGCAAAACAAUCCUGCAGCCAGUUCGUAAAAAUCGGAAUUCAAGCCAAGAUUUCGAUCUAUUCAUGACCCCCCCAAGUUCUGCAAGUAACUCCGUCAGCGAGAAUUCCGUCCCUAAGAUUGAAUAUCAAGAAGCUCAUGUUGCGUCUCGCGAAGAACGGGCACUUUCCAGCGUAAUGUCCACCAAUGAAACGAAUUCCGAGGAUUCCGAUUCCACUCACAGGGCAAUCGACAAAAAAUUCAAGAUUUCAUGCGAGUCUAGUUCCACAGAUCAAGUUUACAAUCAUCCAAACAUCAGUGAUGAUUACUUUCAAUCUAGAAUAAGUGAACCAGGGAAGAGCGUCAUGAUGGAAACAGCAGCUUCAGAGGGGAGUUCGAUUGACCGGGAAGGUACUCAAGUCUCUGCCGCUGAGCUUGCUGCAAACCAGACCGCUCCAGUGACCCCGGAUGAUAAGCACGACAAACGGUCUUCAGGGGUGAACAUAAUUUCCGACUGGAAGAAUUUCUUGUCCAACAUGAGUCCUGCAUCAGCCUCUACUUCCGGAGUUGUCGAAAGUGAUGGGAGUAGCUCUGAGAACAGGUCACGGCGUGUACCCCAGCGGCUAAAUUUAGAGCCAGCGGUGGAGAUCAGCAAUGCUGCGCCCGUCAUAUCACCAUCAUCAAAUACUCCUUCACCCGUCGGCUCAACUUUCGCAAUGAACAAAACCCCAGAAAACCUGCAUGUCGAGCAGAAGCAAACCCAGAACAGAGACAGAAAUUCGGAUGUCUCUUCUGAAGGCACCAGCGCCAGUGGUUCCCGUUCCCCUAGACCCUUCCUAAAUUCCUCGCCAUCAUCGUCCAUCUGGAAGCUAUCAGAGCGGGGUAGGAAACCAUGGUCACUUUCGAAGAUCGUCGAAAACAUUCGCUCGGAUUCGGUGAAGAAGAAGGCGAGUCAUCGAGGCCAUCCAUUGAGGACCGGCUCGUAUUCUUCCAACGAUCUGCUCGCCAUCAGUAACUCUUCCGAUUCGCUCAUCAAGGCCGGUAAACAUUCCAGUUCGUCGCUUGAUGGGAUGAGGAAAUAUCACGAGUCUCCCGGCUCUUCGAUUGCUCAAGGAUCCAGUCAUUCGUCCAAUUCGAAGGAGAAACUGUCCGUCACUGCGUCUGAUUCGUCCCUUGAUCAGACGGCUGCUCGGCGAGCGGUCCCGAUGCGCGUGGCCAACCAAUCCAAUCCAGGUCUUGGCUCUGAAUCAAAUCGAAGUUCGAAGGUGAUGGAAUCGGAAACCGAGAAAGCCCAUCCUGGAACUCGGGGGUCCUCUCAAUGGUCCCAAUCAGCAGCCAACUGUUUUCCGACCUUCCUUCCGCUCUCCCUCAAUAGAAUGUCCUCAGUAUCUUCCCUAUCCUCCGUCCAACCAGUCAUUCAUAAGGCUCGAAAAGUCGAAAUCGUUAAUAAUUCUACUUCCCGUCUAACUACUUUAAAGCCUCCCGCUUGA
Puccinia graminis f. sp. tritici CRL 75-36-700-3 is the source of this 2316-nucleotide messenger RNA. RefSeq lists its product as uncharacterized. NCBI's taxonomy places the organism in Eukaryota, Fungi, Basidiomycota, Pucciniomycetes, Pucciniales, Pucciniaceae. The record is from RefSeq and is a predicted model, not a curated record. Bases 34 to 2316 code for a protein of 760 amino acids. The transcript has 4 exons.